GCUAUAGCGAGCUAAUUGACUGCGCAAAGGGCUGCACGGGCAAAAGUGCAUGCGCAGCAAUCGUGCCAUACGUGCGAUUCAUUUUUCGUAGCGCAAGCUCGCGUAACGCAAGCAGUGUGCUCACAAAGCUUGCCACUUGUCCUUGCAAGCCGCUGUGCGCACGCCGCCGCUGCGCGCGCACGCAUCGCAAGGAUGAAAAGACGACGAGCACCACGACUGCUGCUGCUCUGCUGCGCCGUUACGCAAGCCCUGGAGCUGCGCGUGGCCACCGCCGUCGGCAGUCGCUUCCUCGAUAAGAAGGUUGAUGUGAACCUCGACGACGAAACUUUGACGAUCGGCGAGCUCAAGGACAUGUUGUCCAUGCGCUUCCCCGGCGGCCCACCUAGAUCGGUACAGAGGCUCUUCCUCGGGAGCCGAUUACUAAAAGACGACGAACCCGCCUCGUCAUUGAGGGAAGAUGAGGAGGAAGACGACGAGGAACGAACGCGGACGGCGCUCACGUUGGACGUCGUGCCGCCCGUCGCCGACGGCCGGCCGCGGCCGCCGGACGACCUGGAAGAUCGGGUCCGGGCCUACGCGGCCGAGAGCGCCGCGCUCGACCACAUGCGACGAGUCCUGGCCGACGAAUUCGACGAGGAUCUUGAGGAGGGGGAGGACGACGACGCGUUGGGCGUGUGCGCGCGCGUGGCGAACGACGUGCGGCGUCACGAGCGCGCGCUCCUCGCGUCGCUGGCACCGGAGCUCGAGCGGCGCAAGGCGAAAGUCACGGAAGGUAUCGUGAGGGACGGCCGCGGCCUCCUGGCGAAGCGGGACCCGCGCAAGGCCUUCUUCGAGAGCGGCCGCGCGGUGUCGAAAAAAGCCACGAUAGGCGAGCGCGCUUCAUUAAUUCUGGACAUGGAUUAUAAAGAGGGCGCCAAGGUCGCGCUCGGUCUCUUGGUGGCGGCGAACGUCGGCGUCAAGGACGCGGGCCGCAAGACGUUCCUGCUGCUGCUGCUGCCGGUGGCAUUGGCUCUCAAAACGCGGCCGGCGCGCUACCUCCAGAAGGUGCUGUGGUACAUGCUGCCGCGGGGCCCGCGCCACGCCGACGGCUUCUUCCAGGUCUUAUUGAACGGCCCGCAGCAGCUCAUCAUGGCGCUCGACGAGGAGGCGUAUUUGUACGAGCUCUACCGGCCGCUCGUGGCCGACGAGGCGCUCGCGCGGGCCGGCGACGACGGCUCCGAGCGGGGGCUGGCGCAGUACCGCGACGCCGACGGCUGGACCGAGGUCUCCGCUGAUGACGGCGACGACGGCGGCGAGGACGGCGAGGGCGAGGACGAGGACGACGAGGAGGACGACGAGGAUGACGAGGAUGACUAAAUAUGGUGAUG
Molecule: messenger RNA, 1367 nt
Organism: Pelagomonas calceolata
Lineage: Eukaryota; Pelagophyceae; Pelagomonadales; Pelagomonadaceae
Source: the annotation of a GenBank genome assembly